Microsporum canis CBS 113480 is the source of this 1002-nucleotide messenger RNA. Its product is annotated as acetolactate synthase small subunit. Gene Ontology annotation, cellular component: acetolactate synthase complex; mitochondrial nucleoid. Lineage: Eukaryota; Fungi; Ascomycota; Eurotiomycetes; Onygenales; Arthrodermataceae. Gene Ontology annotation, biological process: branched-chain amino acid biosynthetic process. Bases 1 to 1002 code for a protein of 333 amino acids. The transcript has 2 exons. Gene Ontology annotation, molecular function: acetolactate synthase regulator activity. The record is from RefSeq and is a predicted model, not a curated record.
AUGGCCUCCAAAGCUGUUUUUCGCGGCCAAUUGAGCCGGGCAUGGGUUGCAGUUGAGAAUCCAUGUCAGCGUCUGAGCUUAAAGAGCUAUCAAAGAUACCAGCAGAUUAGAUUGUCAUCCAGCUCAACAUCCGCCCUUGCAUAUAAAGCUCUUCAUCGGCGCUCACCCCUCCCGCUUCCUGUCUCUGACACAUCGCCGCAAUGGUCUGCUCCCGCCGCGGUUUCCUCCAUUCUUUACGAGACCCCUGUUCCAUCGACAAAACCGCCGAAGCGCCAUGUGCUAAACUGCCUUGUUCAAAAUGAGCCGGGUGUGCUAUCUCGGAUUUCUGGCAUUCUGGCCGCGCGCGGUUUCAACAUCGACAGCCUUGUCGUGUGUAAUACCGAAGUUGAAGAUCUGUCGAGAAUGACCAUCGUGCUGCGUGGUUUGGACGGCGUUGUUGAACAAGCACGCCGUCAAUUGGAUGACCUCGUUCCUGUCUGGGCUGUUCUGGACUAUACAGACUCUGCUCUCGUCCAGCGUGAGCUGCUGCUGGCGAAGGUUAGCAUUUUGGGGCCAGAGGUCUUUGAGGAAUUGCUUCAGCAUCAUCAAGAAAUGUCUACUCCCGAAAGUGAUACCAACAAUCCAUCCUCAGGUGAAGCUCAGCAUCGUGAAAUGCAUAAAGUGGAUGGAUCACUCUCUGAAAUUGCCGAUUAUCAUCCAAGUAGAUUAGCUGCCAGCGAGGCUCUUCGACAUAAGCAUGAACAUUUGGAGGCUAUUACGCAUCUGACGCACCAGUUUGGAGGAAAGGUGCUCGAUAUUAGCACCAACAAUUGCAUUGUUGAACUUUCCGCAAAACCCAGCCGCAUCAACUCGUUCCUCAAGCUGAUUUCACCUUUUGGAAUCCUUGAAUCUACCCGAACCGGUCUGAUGGCGCUGCCUCGUUCUCCAUUAACAUCACCUGUUGAAGAAAUCGAAAAAGAGGCCGCUGAUGUUGUCGACACGAGCACUCUGCCCCCAGGUUAA